CGAUACGCUGCUCAAUAUUAUGCAACAUAAAUCACGAGAUUUUACUCGUGUUACUAUUAGGCAAUCAUCAGACCCAAACCAUUUGAAAUUAUGUCGGAAAACGUGAAAUGAAUGAUUCAGGCUAUGCCUUGCGAUAGGAUGAUGCGGACCGAUGCAAUAGUUAAAAGAGAAAACACAGAAAUUAAGACAACGCGACGUUUUACUUUGAAUGGGAAUGAGGCCCUAGAUUUGGUGGACGCACCGGAUGUUCUUAUCAGGCAAAGUCAGUGAAAAAAAAGAGUUGGCGAAGCUCAUUAUAGGGAAUAUUUAUGUAAGUGAAAGAAAGGGAGGAGCCUAAGUACGGCAAAAUGUUCCUGAACACGUUACAAAAUGUCUGGUGUCAUGUAUACAUUAUGUAUGCUGCACUAUUUUGAACAGUAUUCAGGGUAAAAGUGAAAAUAGAAUUCAUUGCUUGGAGACGCCAGCUGGUAAAGCGUCGACGUGUCGCCUGAUGAUAUUUUCAGACGUGCACGCCCCUGUCAUCGUUUUUUUUUUCUUCUCAAUCUAUGAUUUUUUUUAUGCUUUAGCUAUCGCAUUAAAAGUGGAUUACCCACAACGAUGGAACAAGUCGCAAGUAGCACAUACUGAAAUAGAUAAAUCAGCAACUAAAAACAAAAAUCCAGAAAACAGAAUUUGUAAAAGUAUCAGUUUUUAUUUUGCAGGUUCCUGAGGAAGAAAACACUCUUCUCCACUCGAAUAUGCCUUAAAAGUUGCAGCGAAUUACGCGUAACGAUAGUAGGAAAAGAGGAUUAAAUAUCGAUUGAAACUUUUUCUCCUAUUGAAAAGCCUCCUAUUCUUUUAGGGGGUUGUUUGAUCUUUUUUUCAAUGUUUUCCUUUGAACAACCGACUUAAAAUGCAUGCAAAUCUCAUAUUCACAACACACUCGCUGUGUCGCGUAGCCUAAGCGUCAAAACUCGGGAACGAUUUCAGGGGAAAAAGGCAACAUUCGGGAGGGCUCCGGGCUGGCCCGCCUGCCAUGGCUGUGGUGAUACCAGUAUUUUGGUAUUCAGUACGUAGCUCUAGCUCUCUGCUCUCACCCACCCAGAGUCCCAGUCUCCCUCUCCCAGACCGGAAAGUAUUUUUACGGUUACAUGAAAUAACUUCAACUAGGACAACCACAUCAUCAUAUCAUUAGUAUUGCUUGUUAUACGUGUCGUCUUGAUUUUCUAUUCCCGACUCCUGAGUGGAGUGGAGUUUGGUUCGGUUGAGGACAAAACGACAGACGUUGCAGCUCGAGGCGGUUUGUCCGCUAGCAUUUUUAGCCGAAGGAUUUGCCUCCAGCUUUUAUUCCGCAAUUGACUUUCACACACGACGCAAACUCCGUAAAAAAAAAGAAAAAAUAUCCAGUGGAGUUUCAUACGGCUGCUGGAAAUUGUUUUGGCGAAAUAACUUGUCAACGCAACGGAUAUGGCAGGAGUAAAUCCAUCACUGAAGGGGAAACCCAGUAGCCGAAUUCCACGGUUGCAACGUUCCGCCUCUUUUCACGGAGAGCGGAGAAAAUCCAGCAUAACACAAGAGCAAGAAUUCACGGAAGAAGACUUGACAGAAGCGCAAGACGAUGUCGGCUCUCUGAGCAGCGUUUGCAGCGUCGCUUCAUGUGCAGUGUCGAGUAGGGCUUACCCUGCCUACCGUAAAGCCGUCGAAACUGCCUGUGAUUUUCAGAAAGGAAAUAACUCACCGAAAUUUACAUUUCACUGCUCUACUCCUACCAAUGGCUGCCAGGGUGAAUAUUUAACACCCACGCAACGAGCUAACAGAACCAUCCGUCAACUCAAGUCGCUGCUGAAAGAAUCGGAGGCCAAUAGCAAUUAUAAAGAUUUUGAAAUUCAACGCCUUACCCGCGAACUCGUCGGAUUACGCCUGGAACAUGCUCAGUGUGAGAAAAGGAUAUCUGGAGGAGAUAAAGAGUCUGAUGGUGCUACUCAUUUAACGGCACCCUCUCUAGCCGAUUCGGGUCAUUUUGACGAUCUAUCUUAUCAUCCUAGUCAGUUCAAGGAUUCCUUUGCAGAAAAAGAUGCCGACCUGUAUUCUGGAGGUUGGACAGCCGAGAAAAACCGACUCACGAAUGCCUACUUAGAGAAAAUAGAGAAUCUAACAAAACAACACACCAACGAAAUGCAGGACGUGAAAAGUCGAUUCACAGAUCGACUUGAAUCGGCUUUAACCCAACUCAGUGAUUCCAACACUCGCUACGCAAACCUGUUGACUAGCCACGAUUUAACUCGAGAAGAGCUGGAACGUGUGGGAAAGGAAAAGGUUUGUUUGCGUCAGCACAUUGAAUCGCUCGAACGAAAAAUUGCGCAGCUUCAAAAUGACAUGGAAGAAAGAGAAACACUGGAAUAUGAAACUCGGGAGAAAGAAUUGAUUCAAAUUGAAUCUCUAACUCGAGAAUUGGCAGAAAAAACUGAAAUGAUCUCAGAACUACAAUCAAAAUUGGAAGACAUGUCAGUUGUUACUGAUUCAUCAACGACACCGAAUAAUGACCAAGAAGAUUGCUCCGAGACCCAGCAUUUGCAAACCGUGGCUUCCGCUUUAGAACAACAGGUUAUUUCUAAUUCUUCAAUGGCCUGGAUAUCGGGAGACGAAGCUAUAAUUCUUUGGUUCAGCCUUCAAAGGCGAAUUCCGAGGAGGAGCUAAAAAAUAGUUGUUCCAGAAAAUGCCUGAAUAAAGACAGCAAAGACGACACGAAUCACAUCAACCAUCCAUCAGCAGAUCCCUCCAUACUUCUCAAAUUUUUGCGUUCAGCAAUAUUUUAUUUAUUAACAGACAGUGAAAACGGAGCAGAGCAUCUACGAGCUAUUCAGAGUAUACUGGAAUUCAGUCCUGAAGAGCGCUAUGCGGUAGAACGUGCAGCAAGACACGGUUAUUUGUAAAAUUUGCCUUCUCUAUCCAGACUCAUUUUAUUCACGAACAUCUCACUACAGAAUUUGUUAUGACAGCUUCAUUAACACGUUAUAUAAAAAUACUAUAAGAUUUAUUUGUUAGCAAAUACAAAGCAGUUUUUACCUUCAAA
Messenger RNA from Daphnia pulex (common water flea), 3052 nucleotides. RefSeq names its product protein quick-to-court-like (gene qtc). The record is from RefSeq and is a predicted model, not a curated record. Lineage: Eukaryota; Metazoa; Arthropoda; Branchiopoda; Diplostraca; Daphniidae. The transcript is spliced from 7 exons. The coding region runs from base 1447 to 2676 and encodes 409 amino acids.